AUGGGUCUAGUCAAGCGUCAGGACGACAGCUCGGCGUCCGCCUCAAGUACUGAUAAUCCCGCUUCCUCAUCUUCUCCCGCGCCCACCGAUUCAUCCACGCCUGCCGCCUCCACAACUCAACCGACCUCGACUCCCGCCCCGACGUCCACCGCCGCGCCCACCUCCUCCGCCGCACCGACGUCCACGGCCGCACCAACAACUACUUCGGCUGCCGCCCAAACUACAUCUUCGGCUGCCAUGUCCACUCCGUCCACGACCUCUGACGCUGCCUCUGCUACAAAUACUUCUGUAUCAUCAUCUACCGACCCUGCUACAUCUACAACACCAGCCUCUUCCGCCUCUUCCGCUUCGGCCACGGCCUCGGCGGAUGCUUCUUCGGAAACGCCCACGUCCACGACGCCCAGCAGUACUCCGGUCACGAGUACAACGCCGAGCAGCACUCCCGCGACGUCCACCACACCAACGUCGACGUCGCCGACUUCAACUCCACCCACAUCCUCUGAUCCGCCCACAUCCACAACUCCCACGUCCACUCCAUCCUCGAGCACUGACACUCCUUCAAGUACACCUUCCUCAAGUUCAUCCGUUGCGCCAACGUCUGACGUUGUUUCCUCCUCUUCCUCCACUCCCGCAUCGUCGACGCCUGCUUCGUCGACGCCAGCCUCCUCAGAUUCCUCAACUUCAUCCUCGGCAUCGCCCUCCCAGACGUCUUCAUUGCCGGCUGCGACCUCGAGUGCAAUAGCCGCCUCCUCAAGUUCCGCAGCUAUCGCGAGUUCGAGUUCCGCCUCGGCUGCUGCAGCAAGCAGAUCCAGUGCAGGAACGUCCCCGACCUCGACCGGCCCGGCUGCGGACACGACCUUGCAGUCGACCGUCUUUGUCCUAUCAACUGCCGCAAAUGGCCAACCGACUUCUGUGGCGCCAUCGGUCAUCACUUCUUUUGUUGCCUCGACAGAAAGCGAUGGCAUGGUCGUUACCCAAACCCUGGUCGUGGCCAACCCGACACCCUUGACAGACGGUGGAGGAUCCGCCAACGAGUUCUUCAAGAACAAGGGGGCAGUCGCCGGUGUGUUCGUCGUGGUCGGUCUCGCCGCCGCCGCAAUAUGCCUUUUCCUAUUCUUCUUCGUUCGCCGGCGUCGCCGUACCCGCAAAUUAGAGCAUGAUACGGCGGUGUCGGCCACACUGGCUGCGGCGGGCUACAAUCGCGCGCCAAUCGACGAUGAAGAUCUGGGGCCGCAAAUGUCACAACGUGGGAGUGCAGCUAUGGCGUCAGGAUCGUCGCGCCCGACGCUACAGACGGAUGAGGAACUUGGUGCCGGUACCGGUGGUCAGUUCUUUGACCCGUAUGCCUCGGUCGGUGCUGCCGCGCCUGCCGCGUUUGCUGCAGCAGGGGCAGGCGCGGCAGGGCGUGCCGCCAGCCCACCUCCCGGCGCCGCGACACGGCCGCGUGCCUCCGCCCACACGCCGAGCUAUAGCGCGGGCAGUUAUGAACCGCUGCUCGCCAACUUCUCUGCAGGCGGCAGUCCUGUUGAGCCCUAUAAGGACACGCCGGACAGCCCGUCACCGCCACCUCCCCCGCCGCGGAACCCGCGUCGCAUGCAGGAUGCCGCCAACCGGGAGAGCGAUGACGAGAAGAGUGUGUACGAGGACGACGGCGCUGACUCGCGACUUGAUCCCGGCCUGCGGGAUUCGGAUCCGGAAUUGAGAGACGACAUGGACUACUCGAGGCCCGUGCUCGGCGUCCGGAAUGCUACACCGGAGGACGACGUAGGCGGGCCUCGUGCGAUGUAA
Molecule: messenger RNA, 1788 nt
Organism: Peniophora sp. CBMAI 1063
Lineage: Eukaryota; Fungi; Basidiomycota; Agaricomycetes; Russulales; Peniophoraceae
Source: the annotation of a GenBank genome assembly